AUGUCCUCGGCCGAAAUCGAACCCUUGACCGCAGCGGGCCGCGAUCACAUGGCAACUGAUCACCUCCAAAAGCAGCUCGAGCGCGCCUUUGUUGCCAAUCCGGAGACGUCUGAGCCGAAAGGCUUAGACCACACAGCUCCGGAAGGCGAAGCGGAAUUUGUUUUGACCCCCGAGGGAGGUGCAGUAAUGGAACCGCAAGAUGCAACAGGCACUUCGACAACUGGGAAGAAGCUCAAGGCUCAGUUCGGGCGUAAUCGCACCCAUAACGAGCAGGUAUUUACUGCUCCUUGUGGGAUGAUAGUUGCUCGGGAAACCUUCUAUCAUGCGGAGGGCACUGGUGCUGUUGCGGAAAUGAUCCAACGUGUCUAUCGGAUCGAAGGCACCCUCCCGGAGCAUAUUUUCUACGACAACAACUGUUCACUGGCCAAGGUAGUAAAGAAUAUUCCUUGGUUUGACAAGAAAGACCAAGCACGCAGUCACAGACGAAUUCUGUCAAAAGAACUGCAAUCCCGUCAGUCAUCCCGAGCUCACAGGUGA
Molecule: messenger RNA, 537 nt
Organism: Coprinopsis cinerea okayama7#130
Lineage: Eukaryota; Fungi; Basidiomycota; Agaricomycetes; Agaricales; Psathyrellaceae
Exons: 4
Coding region: 1-537 (178 amino acids)
Source: RefSeq, a predicted model, not a curated record